CUAGAUAAGAACUUAUCAUAAUGGAUGGUUCGCUACACAUAAAUAGGAAUUAUUCUCCACUCUUUAUUCCUCAGUUUGCGGCAAAUUUCAUUUUCAAAAUACCAAAAACUUUUCUUAAAAAACUUCAAAAUGCGGCCCAAUUUAUCUUCUAGAAUAAAUUUCAAUCCCAUCUGGUUCCUACUUUUUUGGACAAUCUGCUCCCACAAUUUUGCAUUUGGACAACUAACGUCGACGACCACACCCGGCGUGACGACGACCACUCCCGGCGGGACCACGACGCCCGGCGUGACGACGACAACGCCCAGGGCGUCGACGCCCGGCGAAACGACCACGCCUUUUCCCCGACCUUGGGAUUCCUGCUACUCGGAUAAUUCAACCUGUCCGCCAAAUUUCUACUGUUCCGAUGACCGGUGCGAGUGUCGGGAUGCAAUUUACAAAAGAAAGGAUUACGAUCUCCGGUCAUGCCAGACGAUCGUUUCCGGAAGUUGCGAAUAUGAUGAGGAAUGUGUCAAAAAUUCGUUUUGCAAUACAAUCACGAAAACGUGCACGUGUAGCCCGGGCUCGCUGCCCACCCCGCUGGGAGAAUGUCGCUUCGAUGUCGGGGUUACGUGCGACUUGGAAAGCAUCGAGCGGGAAUGCAACAUUUACGAAGGGCUGUACUGCAUCGAGGGCCGCUGCGCGUGCGCGGAUAGCUCCUUAGUUUACGAGCUUGGGGCGGGCUGUCGCGCACAGGCGGGCGCUUUGUGCGGGAAAAUUCUCCUCUCGUGGGAGGGAUUCAGCCCAACGUACGGCGGGACGGAUCGGGUCAUCGUGGAACGCCCGGUCAAAUGUGGGGGUGGUUUGAUAUGUCAACUGGACGAGGGAGACUUUACACAAAAAGGAAUUUGCGUCGAGAAUACGCCUUAAAUUUUGAAAUUCGAAUUUCUCCCGAAAAAAAUUUACUGUUAACUAAUUAAUUAUUUAAUUUGAGGCGAAAUAUCAUAAAAAAGAUAAUUUGGUUUGAUAAUACACCUUAAAUUUCGAAAUCCGAAUUUCACUCAAAAACUAUUUAACUAAAAUAAAAUUGGAUGUUGAUUGUAAAAUAAUGUUAUCCAUGAUUUUUUUUCUAGAGUGAUAAAGCCAAACCUGGAAA
Folsomia candida is the source of this 1132-nucleotide messenger RNA. RefSeq lists its product as uncharacterized. Bases 130 to 906 code for a protein of 258 amino acids. The record is from RefSeq and is a predicted model, not a curated record. The transcript is spliced from 2 exons. NCBI's taxonomy places the organism in Eukaryota, Metazoa, Arthropoda, Collembola, Entomobryomorpha, Isotomidae.